AUGAGCUGUGCCAUUGUGUGUGGCUUUCAUGUGGAAAUCCAUUUAACUCAAAGGAAGGCAACAAAGAGGAGAAACCUUAUGAUGAGGUCCUCCGAGGAGCACAUCAGCCACGCCUACCACCUGCUGAUGACGCGGCUGCGGGAGGAACACGCCGAGAUGCGCUUCUCGGCCUUCCUGAUCCUGCAGGAGCUGUUCACCCGCUCCCAUCCCUUCCGGACGCGGGUCAUUUCCAACUUCCAGGAGUUCCUGGAGCUGACCGUGGGGAUAGACCACGAGCAGCCUCUUCCCCCGCCCAGAGAAGUGGCGCAGAAGCUGCGGAAAGCUGCCCUGAGGUCGGUGCAAGAGUGGCAUGAGAAGUACGGGGAGGCCUACAAGCAGCUUUCCCUGGGAUACCACUUCCUAAGGCAGAAUAAGAAGGUAGAUUUCCAAGAUGUGCAUGCCAGAACUGUGGCUGAAAGGAGGAGGGAGGAAGAGAAGCAAAAACGAUUGGAUACCAUUUACAAAGAAAAAGCCAAAAGAGCUGAAAAAGAAAUGGAAGAAAUGUCCCAGGAGGUUGCCAACACACUGACAGAGAUGGAAAACUGUUUCCAGCUUCUGAUUCCAGAUCUUUUUGACUUCACUGUGAAUGACACAGAACUGGCACCCAGCAAACAAAUGACUUCUAAUGAGGAUAGAUCUGCAUCUCCCCUGCCAUCCCAGAUGGAAGCUAACCAGUCCUUCUUUGGAUAUGUGGAUGAUGAACAGCCAUGCUGCAGCAAGGACAUUGUUUCUCAGUGUGCCAGAACUGAUAAAAGCAAGGAGUUAGAUGGGAAACCUGAGCAGAAAGAACCAGAUGGAGGCACAUGCUUGGAAGUCCAAUCUGAGGUCCCUGCUCCCUGUGAUGAUGAUUACCAGACUUUUGUUAGGAGCCAUGGGCUCAUUUCACAUAAGUAUACUCUAGACCUUGACAUCUCCACAGAUAUAAAAGUGCAAGAGGAUGAAGAUAAUACUGCCAUAAUAAAUAAUAUCAUGGAUGCUCACAGACUCCUUAAAAAUAAGUUCUGGCCUUCUGUGCAGUCCUGGAUUCAGUUAUUUACCAAAGCAGGAGUAAAUGAUGAUCGACUCAGAUGUGCCAUUGAUCUCAAGAAUAAAAUGGAGACUGCUAUGAAGAAAUACAAGGAAAUGAACAUUUCCUUUAAAGAGAGAAAAAGAAAAGUGAUGAAAGCCUCAGAUGACGAUGACGAUGAGGAGGAUGAAGAUGAAUUUGUGGAGGUCCCUGAGAAGGAAGGUUAUGAGCCCCACAUUCCAGACCACCUGCGUAAGGAAUAUGGUCUAGAACCACAGUCACCUCCAAAAGCACCAGCAGCGAAGACGACAACAGGACCAGCUCCGCUGAGCUCCCGCACCCACCUGAAAGGGAAUGAAGAUGAACUUGAUCCAACCUGUGCAGCUGCCACAUUGAAACUUAUUAGAGACAAACUACCCAAGUUACCACCUCCACAUGCCAGUGACUCUGCAAGUACUGAGCCAGCAGCCUUGGAAGAGCCUGACAGUAAGAGGAGAAAACUGGAAGAAGAAAGAGCUAAAGCUCCCCUCAUGCCUUUUGGAUUAGACCUUCACUACUGGGGACAGGAUCAGCCAAGUGCUGGGAAGAUUCUCAAAUUUACUUCUGAGCAUCGAUUCUGGGCACCCAGUGAAGUAGAGGAAGAGGUGGAAAAUAAAGAAAUAACCGAAAUGUUAAAAACUAGAUAUAUAACAUUUGCUGGCAAGUUUGAACCAGUGCAACACAAAUGUCGAGCCCCGAUGCCCGAUGGAAGCCUGUGUGAAAGACAAGAUCGGAUUAAGUGCCCUUUCCAUGGAAAGAUAAUUCCUCGGGAUGAAUCUGGGAUUCCUGUUAAUGCAGAGGACAGAGCCAGAGAAGAAAACAUGAAGUUUGAGAAGCAAGCAGCUCAGCCAGAGUGGAGAGAUCCAGAAUUUAUGAGAGAAGUUGAAGCAGCCACAGGACUUGAUCUUGGUUCAUCUAAAAGUAAUGGAAAAGGAGGGAAAAAGAAAGGGAAGAAGAAAAAAUACCCCAACCUGACAGACCUGAAGCAGCAGGCUAAUACUUCUCGUUCCCGGCUUGAGAAGAAGGUUUUCAAUAAAGGUGCAAUGAAACGGGUGGUGAAAGCAAUGAACAGAGUGGACCAAAGAAAACAUGAGAAGUUUGCCAACCAGUUUAACUAUGCACUGAAUUAACUGUACUAAAAUGAAGGGCAAAGAAGAUUAUCAAGAGUGCAAGUGCACAAAACCUUGAUCACAGAUCUUCAUAAUUGAAGUACUAUGCCAAGUGCAUUUUCACUGGGAUAAUUUUUAAAUUG
This is a messenger RNA of Chaetura pelagica (chimney swift), 2336 nucleotides long. It is a transcript of the gene UVSSA, whose product is annotated as UV-stimulated scaffold protein A. The transcript has 13 exons. The record is from RefSeq and is a predicted model, not a curated record. Gene Ontology annotation, molecular function: RNA polymerase II complex binding. Gene Ontology annotation, cellular component: chromosome. Lineage: Eukaryota; Metazoa; Chordata; Aves; Apodiformes; Apodidae. Gene Ontology annotation, biological process: response to UV; transcription-coupled nucleotide-excision repair. Bases 1 to 2214 code for a protein of 737 amino acids.